AUGUUCGACAGCAGCAGCCCUCCUCAAGGAAGCUGUCCCAUCUGCUGUUCUCUCAGUCUCAAGCAGAUUGAGAUCAUCAAGGCCACUGCUGACGUCUCCCAUCCAGUUAUUCUCUUGUCGGCCGGUGUCAGCGUUACGCCCCUGGUAUUCAUCCUCAACACCAUCAUCAGCUCCGCAUCAAUCCAUCGCAGGAUCCACUUCAUUCAUGGAUCCCACAGCGGCCAGGCCCGCGCCUUCACAGUCCAGGUCCAGGCGCUAGAGAAGAAGUUCCCAACCUGCAGGCGACAUUCGCUAAACCCGCUGACUAGAGGAUACCCGGACUAG
This is a messenger RNA of Aspergillus lentulus, 324 nucleotides long. Lineage: Eukaryota; Fungi; Ascomycota; Eurotiomycetes; Eurotiales; Aspergillaceae. The record is from RefSeq and is a predicted model, not a curated record.